This is a messenger RNA of Daphnia pulex (common water flea), 1318 nucleotides long. RefSeq lists its product as uncharacterized. Gene Ontology annotation, cellular component: axon; membrane; dendrite. The transcript has 6 exons. The record is from RefSeq and is a predicted model, not a curated record. The coding region runs from base 74 to 1318 and encodes 414 amino acids. Lineage: Eukaryota; Metazoa; Arthropoda; Branchiopoda; Diplostraca; Daphniidae. Gene Ontology annotation, biological process: sensory perception of taste.
ACACUUGUCGCAAAAUUGUUGUGCUCCAGUAUAGCAACUCAGAACGUUGUGGACAGACGCGAUCUAAAAGAAGAUGCAAAUUUUAACAAAACUUCGACCCUUUUUGGUUUUUUGUCAGUUGUUUGGGGUGAUUCCGUAUUCCGUGGAAACUGAAGAAUACCCAACGAAAACAAAAUUCAAAAAAUUCUCUUUCUCCCUACGUCAGCCAGUCGCUUGGUGGUUCUUUUUCCAGUGCACUUUCCAAGUGGUAGUUUCUUGUUGGGACUUUAAAAUGAUUUGGAACGUACUACAUGAGGAUGAUGGAGUCUUACGAUCCCAUGUUUCUCGCAUCAUUUCAUUCUUCGUUCUCCAGGAGCACAUUUUCUAUGUUGCAUUGAUGGUUAUGUCUCGCUACGUCAUUAUCAAAUACGUCUGCUUUCGUCGGACUGUAUACUUUCUGCAGAAGAUAAACAGCGAGUUGAGGGUGGAUGAUAUGUCUCCAGAUGGCAUUCCGACAGUGACACGGUCUGCAAUGUUAAGCAUAAUAUCUGCAAUCGUCGGUACAAUCGCUUUGAUAGCUUCAAAUACCGCUUUAUUCAAUCUGAAGGUGGAAAACGAAGGAUUGAUUCCUGCUGUUAUGGUUGUCGUCGGUCGGUUCUUCAUUUCUAUAAUGCUGAUAAGCACUUUUUCAAUCAUUUAUCUUUGCUACAAAAUAACUGCUUGUUACAUUCAAUUCAUCAUCUUGGAUAUGAAACGACCGUUUCGGCUUUCGCCAACCGAAAACGUCCCGGAAGAAAAACAAUUUGCUUGGAUUCAAGUGGUGGACACUAACGCAAUAUUAAGUUGGAAAAACAAACUCAGACACAGCAAGCGAAUGUUUGGAUAUUUGUGCGAGGCGAUCACAAAUUUAAAUCAAGUGUUCUCGUAUCCCGCGUUAGUCUUCCUGACACUUCGAUUAGUUUCAUCAGCUUUUAGUUUAUACAUCAUCAUUAAUGGACUGAUGAACAACAAUAAUGAAUUUUUCCAAGCCCUUAUUCCUGCAUGUGUCGCAAAUUCCAUCGUUAGCUUCUUGAGUGUUUUCGUUGUUCUUAAAGCUACCGAAUCUCCGAACGUCCAGGCACGACAUCUCCGUGAGAGAAUCUUUACCAUUUUGAAUGAGGAAACCGAUCUUCAAAUGGACGAUGAGCUUGAGGCAUUGUUGUUUCUCAAAAAUAUCUCCGAAGAGCGCAUUCGAUUGUCAGCCGCAGGACUUUUCCAUGUUGGCUUGAAUCUUAUCCCAUCGUUAACUGCGUCAAUUAUUACUUACUUCAUUAUAUUGCUUCAGACCAAAUUUGACUAG